AUGUCGUUCCCCCGCUGUGCCUUAUCCUUCCUGGGGCAAACCACAGUUCGUAGAUUCCUCGGCCAACAACAGCCCCUUUGCCACACAUCCCACCAAAUACGACAGUAUUCGCCGUCCAUAGACUAUCAGGUCUCCUCAACAAGAUCGACUAUUGCUCAAAUCCUCAACCACAUCGACUCCCAGCGAACUGCAGCACAGUACCUCUCUCACUUCACCACACCCCAGUCCCCUACACAACAGCCCUUCGCGGUCAUCAAGGUCGGCGGAGCGAUACUCGAUACCCACCUCCAUACCCUCGCAUCAAGCCUCGCCUUCUUCAGUCGUAUGGGCCUAUACCCCGUUAUCGUGCACGGGGCCGGACCCCAGCUCAACAAGAUCCUCGAGGAUGCAGGCGUGGAACCACACUUCGAAGAGGGAAUCCGCGUGACAGAUGGCAAAACCCUAGCUCUUGCUCGGAGACUCUUCCUCGACGAGAACCUUAAAUUGGUUCAAGCGCUCGAAGAAAUCGGGGUUGAGGCGCGGCCGAUCACAGCGGGUGUGUUCCAGGCUGAGCACCUCGAUCAGGAGAGAUAUGGUCUUGUUGGACGGAUAACGAAGGUGAAGACGGCGCCGAUUGUUUCGGCGAUGAGGGCGUCUUGCCUACCCAUUCUUACGUCUAUGGCGGAGACGAGGGAUGGACAGGUGCUUAAUGUGAAUGCGGACCUUGCGGCUAGUGAGCUGGCAAGGGCGUUGAAGCCGAAGAAGGUGGUUUAUCUUGCUGAGAAGGGGGGCUUAAUGCAUGGAGUGACGGGCAAGAGGAUUGAGAGGAUCAAUCUGAGCGAGGAGUUUGAGAACCUCAUGGCUCAAGAGUGGGUGAAGUAUGGGACGAGGUUGAAGAUUCGUGCUGUGGAGGAACUUUUACGUGGCUUACCGGGUACGUCCAGUGUGUCGAUUGUUCAUCCCGUGGAUUUGCAGCGGGAGGUCUUUGCGGCCUCUGGUGCAGGGACUUUGAUUGAGCGCGGAACGAGGAUCUAUAGUACUACUUCUGCGGAAUUUAGGGAUGAGGAGAGGUUGGUACAUGCUUUGGCACGGCAGGGAGCCGGGGACGACGAGGUGAGGUUUUGUGUGAAUGAGAUGCGGAGGAAUCGGCCGCUCAAGAUGUAUUUCAAUGAUCCGUCAUCUUUGAGUCCGUUGGCCGUCGUUGCAUUUGCCUCUGGUGGCGCACCGCAUUUGAUCACGUUCCCGAGUGGAAUUAUGGGUGCGGGUGCUGUUGCUGGUGAUAUGUUUGCUCGUAUCACCAAAGACUUUCCCCAGCUGGUCUGGAAUGUCCGUGAUGAUGAUGACAGACUUGAGUGGUUUUCGGCUCGCGCAACGGGGAGGUUUCAGCAUGGAGGUUGGGUUAUGCUUUGGUACGGGUUGAAUCAGCAGGAGGCUAGACAGUUGAUAUUGGGGUCCCAGGAUGGUUAUCAGGGGGAUGGGGUGGGUUUGGAAACGGCUGAUAUCCAGGCGCUCGCUGCUCAGGCAUGA
Aspergillus tubingensis is the source of this 1506-nucleotide messenger RNA. Its product is annotated as acetylglutamate kinase. NCBI's taxonomy places the organism in Eukaryota, Fungi, Ascomycota, Eurotiomycetes, Eurotiales, Aspergillaceae. Gene Ontology annotation, molecular function: N-acetyl-gamma-glutamyl-phosphate reductase (NADP+) activity; arginine binding; acetylglutamate kinase activity. The coding region runs from base 1 to 1506 and encodes 501 amino acids. Gene Ontology annotation, cellular component: cytoplasm; mitochondrial matrix. The transcript has a single exon. The record is from RefSeq and is a predicted model, not a curated record. Gene Ontology annotation, biological process: L-arginine biosynthetic process.